Messenger RNA from Cyclocybe aegerita, 1572 nucleotides. NCBI's taxonomy places the organism in Eukaryota, Fungi, Basidiomycota, Agaricomycetes, Agaricales, Hemipholiotaceae. The record is from the annotation of a GenBank genome assembly.
AUGGAUUCUUCGUCUUUUUCCCGUGUGGUUCUUUUUUCUUCCUUUCUGACCUGGAUAAUUUCAUUGCCGUCAAGCUAUGCGACCCCGUUCUCCAAGCGCCAGGAGUCUCCUCCUGCAAACCCCAACGGUCCAAUCGACGGAUGGACCUUUGUCGGUUGCUUCACAGAUGAUGCUCCAGGCUCUCGAACCCUUCUCGAAGCCAGCACUGUGGACCCAAUACUGACACCCGCAGUUUGCACUGAAUUUUGUCAAGGGCCCGCCUCAGCCCCGACAAGGUUCAAUUUCGCUGGGGUCGAAUUCAGCUCAGAAUGCUACUGCGAUUUCAAUAUCCAAGGAACAGCGACCCAAGUCGAGGACAGCCAGUGUGCCUUCCCUUGCGCGGGUGACCCUACUCUCACCUGCGGAGGCGCUGGGCGUGUCGGAAUCUUCACGAAUGGAGGGCCCGUUCCGAUAAACAAAGCCCAAGUUGGAACGUGGUCGUUCGAGGGUUGCCAUACUGACGCGAUCGAUGGGAAUGGGCGCACUCUGACCGGCCCUUUCGAGGUCGUUGGUGGUGUAACAAUUGAAGGCUGCAUCGCUGAGUGUGAAGCCGGCGGUUUUCCUAUCGCGGGACUAGAAUUCGGACAGGAAUGCUGGUGCGGCACCUCUUUCCUCGUUGAGAACACCUCUGCUCCAGUCCGCGAGUGUUCGAUGGCGUGCAAGGCCGACCCUACCGAAAUCUGCGGUGCUCCGAGCCGCCUCUCGGUAUAUAUCAAUGGGGCAAUCACUACCACUACGACUGAGGUACCGGUCCCUACUACGACGGAGACUUCAACUGAAACCCCGCCGGCCGAAACAAUUACCCCGACGACGGAGGUUCCAAGUACAACGACUACGGCAGCCCCAACUACCGAAGAGCCUACUGUCGCACCUCCCACUACGACGAGCACCGAGCCUACAUCCACUGUGGAAACCCCGACUUCAGCUCCUCCUACAUCGACCACGUCAGUGCCGACCUCUACUCCUACCAUUCCCACAACCACGACAAGGUCGACUGUCACUAUUCCUUCGACUACGACUACGAGGCCGACAAUCACUAUUCCGUCAACUACGACGACGAGGUCCACUAGUGUUCCGACGACGACAACCACACAGUCGACGACAACGAUUUCGCCAACGACCACGAAGCCUUCUACUACUGUCACUCCGACGACGAAGCCAACUACAACCGCUCCUACCACCACCACCACCACCACCAAGUCGACCUCGACUACUAAGGCGCCAACUACGACCACUACCAAAGCGAGCAGCACGAGCACAUCGACGAGCACAACGAAGACGAGCACCACCACUAAGACAAGCACCACGACGAAGACGAGUAGCACAUCCAAGUCAACCAGCACCACAAAAACUAGUAGUACAUCCAAGUCAACCAGUACUUCGAGAUCGACAAGCACAAGCCAUUCGACUAGCACCUCGAGGUCAACUAGCACCACAAGGACCAGCACCACGACGAGGACCAGCACUACCACCAAGUUGGCGGCCGCCAUUACGCCAGCACCCACCCAGAUCGACGAAGGGGAAGUCGCUUGA